AUGCAGGUGAACCAGGUCCCAGCAUAUGUUAAAUGGCUCCGAUGGCUGACGCCUACUUUCUAUACUUUCAACGCUCUUUGGAUUAAUGAAUUUUUCGGCCUCGAUCACUCAAAGUAUGGAUACCUCUAUGACUGUCCCUUCAAUGAUAUCCAUGAUACACGCUGCAAAGAGUACACUGGAGCGUUCAUCAUGGAUAGCACCGGUCUACUAAAUAACGGUAUUUGGAAACAAAUCGCCGUCCUUUGCCUUAUUGUUGUCAUCACACAUGGUUCUGCUUUCCUAGUUCUUCAUUUCAAAAGAGCCAAGCAGCAUGUGCAACAAGUGGAGCGACCAUCGGGAAAGGAGCUGUUAAUCCCAGAUUCGAGCGGACCUUUUGCUCUGUCAAACCAGAGUGCUACACUUUCAUUACAGGAAUAUUCCCUUCAAUUGAGAAAGCGAAGUUUGACUUGGAGAGGAUGGACUGAAACGAAAUGUCCAAUAGUCGGCCCGGUGUCUUCAAGUUUUCGACCCGGGGGCUUAAAUGUGAUCAUGGGAGCAUCGGGAAGCGGAAAGACAUCGCUUUUAGCCACCUUGGCCAGCAAAUUGUCUUCGUCUUUCCGUUGCCGCUGGAAUAUAGCAGGGCGUAUCGCAUACGGAGGUGCCCGAAUAGGGAUGCAAACGCCCCGUUCGCUUGUUUCAUACGUCCCCCAAGAUGACCAAAAUCUACUUCCAGCACUAACUGUCCGCGAAACAUUGUAUUUUGCUGCCGAGUUGGAACUUGCCAAGUCCACGACCCCCGCCCAAAGGGCCGCGCGCGUCAGAAGCAUCAUUACGAGAUUUGGAUUGGACGAUUGUGCGGAUACCCUCGUUGGAAAUGCCUUAAGACGGGGUAUAAGUGGGGGUGAAAAGCGACGACUUUCGAUUGCUUGUAAACUCCUGACUCUUCCCCAGGUUGUGAUCUUGGAUGAGCCAACCUCUGGGCUGGACACGUAUAUGGCUUCCUCGAUCAUGGAAUUCCUUCAUGGUCUAUCGGUCGAAGGGUGCACCAUCAUUUUAUCCAUUCACCAGCCCACAUCGGCAAUGUGGUCACUUUUUUCGACCUGUUUGCUACUCACCCAAAACGGCUUGCCGGCUUUCUCAGGUGAGGUAUCAGAGAUGUUACCUUAUUUUAGCCAAGCCGGGUAUGAUUGUCCGAUCAAUAUGAAUCCAGCUGACUUCUUCAUCGACAUUGCCACCCCUCGAUUUGUGGGGAGCGAAAGUAGCAGGGUUGAGGGAAAGCGAGUAGAAGACCUCACUUCUCGUUGGGCGGAAUAUCAAUCCAAACAUCCAAGCAUAAACCAGCGCAUUGGUUUAUCUGAUAAUUCUUUGGAUAACAAUCUCGCUUUGCAGAAGCCCUAUGUGCAAUGUUCUUUCAUUUCUGCCACGCCAAUUCUUUUCCAUCGUGCUUCGUUGAACAUGCUCCGCAGUCCAUUGUCUUUACUCGCUCGUUUAAUUCAAUGUCCGGGUGUGGGUAUUAUUUGGACAUUGUUUGCUGCGCCGUUGAAGAAAGAUUAUUACUCGGUGCAGACUCGGAUGGGUUUCAUUCAGCAGUAUGCCCCUUUGGCAUUUAUCGGAAUGCUUCAGAAUAUCGCGACAUUUCCAAUCGAACGAGAUCUCUUCUAUCACGAAUUUUCGGAACGUCUCUACGGACCCGCUGCCUUUCUCGCCCAGUACACUGCCCUCGAACUGCCGAUGGAAAUUAUCUCUGCAAUCAUUUUCGCCCUUCUCGUCGCCUAUGCAGCGCAAUUAGGGCCCACGGCAACAGAAUUCGGCGUUUGCUUUCUAAAUGCUCUUUGCGUGCUGAACAGUGGCGAGUCUCUGAGUAUGAUUUCAGCGAUCAUCUUUUCUAAUUUGGGACUCGCGGUCAAUUUGACAUCAGCGCUGCUUGGCAUAUUUACUGCCCUUGGAGGAACAAUGAGUUUAGAGCCACCGCGUAUUCUCCAGUGGUUUAAUCACCUUUCUCCGAUCAAGUAUGCCAUUUCCAAUGUUUCCUACUAUUGUUUGCGUGGGCUUGUCUUGGACUGCACCGAUGAACAGCGAAAGGCGGAUGGCUCAUGUCCUAUACAGCGCGGGGAGGAAAUUCUGGGCUUAUACAAUUUGAGUACCGAGCGACCGUGGGUUGAUCUCCUAGCUGGAGUUCUACUUAUGGUUGGCCUGAGGUUAGUGGUGUUUGUGAUAUUGAAAUUGAAGGUCUCACGUUAG
Messenger RNA from Penicillium cosmopolitanum, 2220 nucleotides. RefSeq names its product P-loop containing nucleoside triphosphate hydrolase protein. Lineage: Eukaryota; Fungi; Ascomycota; Eurotiomycetes; Eurotiales; Aspergillaceae. The transcript has 2 exons. The coding region runs from base 1 to 2220 and encodes 739 amino acids. Gene Ontology annotation, molecular function: ABC-type transporter activity; ATP hydrolysis activity; ATP binding. Gene Ontology annotation, cellular component: membrane. The record is from RefSeq and is a predicted model, not a curated record.